Messenger RNA from Brassica rapa (field mustard), 3460 nucleotides. RefSeq names its product zinc transporter 3. Gene Ontology annotation, molecular function: zinc ion transmembrane transporter activity. Gene Ontology annotation, biological process: zinc ion transmembrane transport. Lineage: Eukaryota; Viridiplantae; Streptophyta; Magnoliopsida; Brassicales; Brassicaceae. Gene Ontology annotation, cellular component: plasma membrane. The record is from RefSeq and is a predicted model, not a curated record.
CUAGAAGUCUCUCCUUAGAAACCCUAAAUUAUAAAAUAAAGAAUAUGGUGAAGAACGUGAAACUCCUACUCUUCUUCAUCUCCAUCUCCCUCCUCCUGAUCGCCGUUGCUGAAGCCCAGGAUGGCCACGAGGGCCAUUCUCAUUCAAGAAACCCAAAAUGCGAAUGCUCACACGACCACGACCAAGAAAACAAAGCUGGAGCUCAAAAAUACAAGAUCGCUGCCGUUCCUUCCGUUCUAAUAGCCGGAGUAAUCGGAGUUCUUUUCCCUCUCCUAGGCAAAGUCUUCCCUUCUUUGCGUCCUGAGACACCUUUCUUCUUCGUCACGAAAGCCUUUGCUGCAGGAGUGAUCCUAUCUACAGGGUUUAUGCACGUCUUGCCUGAGGCUUACGAGAUGCUUAACUCGCCGUGCUUGACUUCAGAAGCAUGGGACUUUCCUUUCACAGGAUUUAUUGCGAUGGUCGCUGCGAUAUUGACGUUAUCAGUGGAUACAUUUGCCACUUCGAGUUUCAAUAAAUCUCAUUGCAAUGCGUCGAAGACGAUCCCUGAUGGAGAAUCUGGCGAGCUGGUCGUUGACUCUGCCAAGGUGCAGAUGCUUCGGACAAGAGUUAUUGCACAGGUAUUGGAGCUGGGAAUAAUAGUACACUCAGUGGUAAUUGGAAUAUCACUUGGAGCUUCACAGAGUCCAGAAGCUGCGAAAGCUCUCUUUAUUGCCUUGAUGUUUCAUCAAUGCUUCGAAGGUCUUGGCCUUGGUGGUUGUAUUGCUCAGGGCAAAUUCAAGUGUUUGUCAGUAACAAUAAUGUCGACUUUCUUCGCGAUAACAACUCCAUUAGGUAUCGUUGUUGGAAUGGAAAUAGCGAAUACGUACGAUGAGUCUUCUCCAACGGCUCUGAUCGUACAGGGAGUUUUGAACGCUGCAUCCGCAGGUAUUCUCAUCUACAUGUCUCUGGUGGACCUUCUCGCAGCUGAUUUUAUGCAUCCCAAAAUGCAAUCCAACACUGGACUUCAAAUAAUGGCACAUAUUGCUCUUCUUCUUGGUGCUGGCCUCAUGUCUAUAUUGGCCAAAUGGGCAUGAUUAUUUUCUUAUUCAACACUCAAUUAUUUGUUCUUUUUGUCAAGCAUUUGUUCUUGUUUCUCCUUUAAUUAUUUUUUUGAAAUCUCUAUUUUCUGGCCCACUUCAUGUCUACAUGAGAAAAAUUAUUUGAAUUAUGUAUAGUUUAUUCAUGUCCCAGAAAAGUAAGAAGCCCUGAUUUGUUUCUUGAAUGAGUGUGACUUGUAAUGACCUUAUGUUAUAUUUAUUUGUGUGUUAUAUAACGUAUCUUAUAUAUAGCUAAGUCGUAAUUAGAUUAUACUACAGUUAUUCAACUUACAAUGAUCGUAUAAAGAAACGACUUUCUACGAAACCUCUAAGAAGGUAGAAUCCAAAAUAUAUGUAAAAAUAAGAUUAACAUCAAAAUUUCUAACAUGAUAGGUUAGAAUUUGUUGCUCUCUGAACAACCAAUAAACCAAAUAUGCUUCUACAGUUGCAUUGGUUUUUAUUAGCUAUAUAUGUUACACACGCUAUAUAUUAGCAAGCUAUACAUCAAGAAGAGUUUGAUAAAAAAAAAACUAAAUAGCUAAUAAGUUUAAAAGUGUGAAGUUGUUGAAGUAUCUGAAACCAUUACGGUAGAUAUCAUUUGUCCAUAUAUUAUUUUAAUUCUCAUUUUAUUGCGCUUAUUUUGCUUUUUAGUUAAGACUUUUGUAUAUCUUCUCAAAAAGCUAUUUCGAUUCUUUAUAAUUGAAUAAGUUUUUUUAGCUAUUCAUGUUUACAAUAUUAACACUGGUAAUAUUAUUAAGGCAAUAAGUAACAAAUGAAAAAAAUAAAAUAAUUAAAGCAUAAACAUACUAAAGUGAAAAAAACAAACUUCAAAAAGUUUAUUUACAAUAGAAUAACUAACUAUAUACUUUAAAUAUUUCUGUAAAACAAGAUUCCCAACUUUAAGAAAUAAGCUAAUGAACAUACUACACUUAAAUUGGCAAUUGAGAAGCUAUAUCCGAGGGUUGUCCAAAAAAAAAAAAAAGAGAAGCUAUAUCCGUGAAAAAAAGUUUCAUUUCAAAGAGAUUUCUAAAGAGCCAUUAACAUAAACAGUUUUUAGAAGACUCAUUAAAUUAAAUUGAAACUUAUCCAGAGAAGUAACACACCACCUAAAAUGAAUAGAAACUCUUUAAUGCAUCCUCAUAACUUUACUACAGUUAUAAAUAUUUCAGUAUAUAAACACAACGCCAUUUAUCGUUGACCCAAAGAUUACAUAAAUAUUUAUAACUGAUUUCUAUCUGUUUUCCAAAGUUUGAAAUGAUUUGCUCUCUUUUUCGCCAUUGUUACCGUUCCAAUACCGCGGCGGAUGAAGAAGAAUCAUCAACGAUUAAUCAGUUAUCGUUAGUUACUUACUCAGAGCGAAGCACAUAUGGGGAUUCCAAACGGUGGCGACCGUCGUUGUAUCCCAUUUUGGAGAUCGACGGCGAGAGUGAUCACUUAACGGCGAAGGUCUUACUCUCAUGUGAUAAAUCAAAGGCCAAAAAAACGACUUCGUUCAGAUACAAAUUCAAGAGAGCCUGGUAAGUCAUCACGCAUAAUCCCAUAUUAUAUUCUUAAAAUCCAUAGAUUAGGUUAUACAAAAAAUGCACAGUCUAUCUUUUUAGUUACGACAUUUUUUCCUUUUAACAUUGAUUGUAUAUGAAUAUCCCUAUGAUGAGUAUGCAAUAUUUUUGUAAGUUGUUGCAUAGUGUAUAUAGUUUUCUAUUUAUCAGUUUAGUUUAUGAAAAAAGGUUUGAUUAUGCUUUCAAAGUAUAUGUUUGAUUAUGCUUUGAUGUUAAAAAAAAUAUAUAAUCAACUUUAGAAGAAAUGCCAUUUACUUACUUUAAUAAAAAUAUAACGAAGUACUUUUUGAUAGGAAUAUUGCGAUGGCGGAUUUAAGAACCUCGCCCGGAUUGUCUCCUUGCCCAGUUGGGCAUCGACUUCUAUAAUCAUAUGUUCUUUCGGUAAUGUGACAGAUAUUUAGUAUAAUGUAAAUUAGUAUUUAUUGCAUUUUUUAUGUUCUUAAAAUGAGGGAAACGAGAGAAAUGAUUAUUGUCCAUGCUAAUGAUUUUGUGCUUAUUCAUUCUGUUUCAUGAACAUUAUUUAUAUAUUACAUUUUAUUCCAUAUCCAUUAUGAACAAUAAUCAAAUUUAAUUUUUUUUAAUAUACUUUAAACAAGCAAACAAAUAAAAAAAAUCAUUGCAAGCAACAUUUAACUCAAAUCACAAAGAGUGAUUUUGAUUGUUCUAUAUAAGUUAACAAAAAAAUCCAUUGAGAUAAUUUAAAUAGGAAAUUACCAAGAGUAUUCAUCAACAAAAGCAUAAAUAUUUUGAAACUAAACUAAAAGAAACUUGAUAAACACACAAAUCGUAUAAUUAAUGCAAAUCACUGAAGAAAGAAAAAAAAAA